AUGGAAGCGUUGAUGUCACACAUUCUGCUGACCGCCCGAAAUAAACUCACGCUACAAGAAGACGACACUCCACUUAAUCUGAGCCUCAGAAAGAACGAGAUCCACACUUGCGAGAGCUUCGUUCAGUUCGAGGAUCUCCGCAACGAGACACUUGAACCAUAUGACGCCUGGGAGACGACCGUUUUUGAAAACAGUGAUAGGUCUUCCGUCAGUGAUGACAGCAUCUGCAUCAAACGUACAGAAGUCACCCCGUCUGGAUCACAUCCAUUUUCCAUCGAAGCCAUAUUGCGAGACACCAAGCCGAGUCCAACCGGAAGCUCUUCUCCUGCAGUGAUUACAAGUGCGUUCUUUCCAAAUCCUGACUUCACUUAUAGGGUUUCACAGCGUGGCACGACGGAGCGUCUGGUCUCUGACGUUUUCUGGUGUCACGUGUGCCAUGCAUUCUGCAUGGACGCUAUUGAUGCACAUAGCCACUAUACGAUACACAAGUUAGAGCGAGCCACUUGUAAUCUCCGAAAGUCGCUUCACGCCGUUAACGGGUUCGUCACUCGCCACAUGCGACUUAACGAAGAGAAGAUCCAAUGCAGCCUCUGUGACAGUGCCGUAUCAACGUGCUAUUUUACCAAACACCAGCGUCUCCACAACGCCCAUAUCUGUGGCGUCUGCCGGAAGGAGUUUUCAACAAGCAGCCGCCUGAAGGAUCACAUGAACGUCCACCUGGGAGCAACACCUUUUGCGUGUACCAUUUGCGACCGGAAGUUCUCUAAAAGGUCUUCCCUGACGCAGCACUACCGCUACCACAGGGACCACCGUAGUUUCAAAUGCGAAUACUGCUCAAAGAAGUUUAACAGCAAGUACGCAUGUGCGGUUCAUGAGAGACUCCACACGGGGGAUAACCCAUUUCGGUGCUCGGUUGCUGGAUGCGGAAAGAGUUAUCCCCAGAAGAUCCAACUAAAACUUCAUCUGUGCUCCCACAGAUAG
Molecule: messenger RNA, 981 nt
Organism: Dreissena polymorpha
Lineage: Eukaryota; Metazoa; Mollusca; Bivalvia; Myida; Dreissenidae
Product: zinc finger protein 383-like
Exons: 1
Coding region: 1-981 (326 amino acids)
Biological process (GO): regulation of DNA-templated transcription
Molecular function (GO): DNA-binding transcription factor activity, RNA polymerase II-specific; RNA polymerase II cis-regulatory region sequence-specific DNA binding
Source: RefSeq, a predicted model, not a curated record